CUAUUUAUGUGCUGUUUAUUCAUUCUGCUACUGACAGGAAUUUAGGCUGUUUCCAAUUUUCUGCUAUUACAUAUAAUGCUUCAAGCACACAUGCAAUAUAUUUCUUUAUGGGUUUUAAGUUAUGCAAUUUCAUCUUUACUUCAUCUCUUCUAGUUGAGAAUUGCUCUCCGGGGUAGUUGUACCAAAUGGUACUUCUACAAACAAUGUGUGAGAGUUCCUUUUACUUCAUCCGCACCAACAUUUGGUAUUUAAUAAGAUUUUUCUUUUCACCUUGCACUUUUUGCAAAUCAUAAGGCUUUUUAAUUUUACAAAUCUGACGCGUACAAAAUGGUAACACUGAUUUCACUUGCAAGUUCUUGAUUAUUAAUGAAUGAGAAUCUUUUCACGUGUUUACGGGCUAUAUGCGUUUCCUAUUUUGAGAACUACCUAUUUUUCAAUUCAUCUGUCCUUGUAUUUUGUAAAGUUCUCAGUUAUAUGAGCUACAAAUUUUCUAAUGUUUUUAACUUUAUUGUUUCUUUCGCAAUACACAAGUUUUAAAUUUUGGUCAAGUUUAUCAGUAUUUUCCUUUGCAGUUUAUACUUUGUACUUUGUUUGGUGUUAGGAAUAUUCUCUCAUUUUUAUCCUAAAAGAAUUUUGGAGAUUUGCUUUUCAUAUUUGGGAUAUAAUUCACCUAGAAAUAAAUUUUGUGUCUAAUGUAAGAUGGAUCUAAUUUUUUAAACAGUUAACUGUGUAAACACAAUUUAUUCAAUAUUCUACUCUUUCCCUACUGAUCUGAAACACUACAUCAGAUAUUUACAGUUUCCAUAAACACAUAUGUGGAUCAUUUCUAGACUCUGCUUCAUUAAUCUGCCUGUCCCUGCACUUGAAGCCAUGUGGUAUAACUGUUACAGUUUUAUAGGAAGUAGGGCAAUUUCUGCUUUAUUUUUCUUUAAAAUUCUAUUGGUUUUUCUUAGUCACUUAUUCUUCCAUAUAAAUCUUAAUAUCGACUUAUCAAGUGUUAUACUACACCCCACUGGAAUUUUAUUUUAUUUACGUUUUUUGAGACAGGGUCUCAUUCUGUUGCCCAGGCUGGAGUACAGUGGUGAGAUCACAGUUUACUGCAGCCUCGACUUCUGGGCUCAAGCGAUUCUCCCAACUGAGCCUCUUGAGCAGCUGGGACUACAGUCAUACACCUCAACGCCUGGCUAAUUUUUUUGUCUUUUUUUUAGCGAUAGGGUUUUGCCAUGUUGGUCAGAACUCCCAGGCUCAAGCGAUCCUCCCACCUUGGCCUCCCAAUGUGCUGGAAACACCGGCAUACCCACCGUACCUGGCCCCCUAUUGGAAUUUUAAUUAAAACUACAUUUAUAGAUUAAUAAGGAUAAUGUGUUUCAUUAAAUUUUCUUAGAUCUUUCAAUAAAGUUUUAUAAUAUCUUAGAGACCUCAGAAAUCGUUUAUUCCUGAGUACCUCAUUUUCAAUCCAAACUCUUGAUCUCAUUAUACUUGUUAAAGCUCAGCUAGGAUAUCACAUACUACUACAAAUAUUUCUCUGAUUUUUCAGGCUCAUUUGGAUGCUCCUCCUCCUAUGCUUUUGGAUUUAUUUAUUCAUUCUUUGUUUAAUAUGACCAAAAGCCGGGCAUAGAGGGUACACUGGUGAAUAAAAUGACAAUCCCUUCAUGGAGCUUUCGUUCUAAUAGGAGAGACAGAACAAUAAACACUCAUAAUUCAAGGUGAUACAUGCUAUUAUAGGGGAAUUACACUGUGCUAUGGGAAUACAGAAGAGAAAUACCUAACUCAGACUUGGGGGAUGGCUGGUUUGGGGGAGAAGGGUGUCAAACACUGCUUCUCAAGGAAGUAACAUGUAGACUGAAACCUGAACUAGUAAUUGAAAAGCCUCCUAACUGGCUUCUCAGAUUAGUUUUUUCUCCUCUAUCUAUUCUCCACACUGCUACCAGAGGUCUCUUUCAUCGAUAUUAAGCAUCAUUUUCCACAUGGCAGGCCGAACAGACUGAUGGAAUCCAAACCACACUUCCUUGCCCCCUCCCAGAGGGUGGUCAUAUCCUUCUGGAGCAGAGAAAAAUGAACGCCCCACAGGCGUGUAUUUCAUGGAGGGCAGAUGUCGUAGCACCACAUCAACGGCAUGGACAGGGUUAGUGCUGAUUGGCUUGUCUAAUUCCAGUGGCUCAGGCAAGGUCCGUCCUGUCAGUACUUCAUGCAGUAGGUGCCAACUCACCCGAGAGACAAAUUUGAUUGACACCUUGAAAGGUCGAUCUUUUCCACCUUCCCCAGGUAAAGUAACGUCUAAAUCUACCCCUGCAGUUGCCACAGGAAGUGGAUUGGCUGUGUAAAGACUUUUUUUUCCAUCAUAAACUGGUCUAUGGUCUCCAAAUAGUUACUUUAAAAUGCUGAAUCAUUGAGUCAACCACCUCCCUGUUCACUCUCCUAGGACACUUGUCUGGUUUAGUAUCUACCUCAUAGAGGUAGACAUCAAUCUUUGGGAUUUCAACUUGAAAACAGUUAGCCAGCAGUUUAAUGGGUUUGCCCAUGGUGCCAUAGCGAGGUCUUCUGGGCCCCAUGAAUAGGGGCUGGGCCCCAGCGGGUCCUGCGGAGCCGAUUUCCAUUCAUGGAGCUGGGGGGAGUGCUUCGAGGGAGAGUGGAGCCCGCCACUGGGGGCAAGAAGGCGGCCCGGGGGGCGACGCGGCGCGACGCGGCAGGCACUCUCACUCGGCCCCGAGGCGGGGGCGGCGACGGCUUCCCCUGAGCAACCGCACUCCGAAAGCUCUGGGCCGGAAGAGUCGCGGACGGAAAACGGCACGGGACUAGGCGAGAGGAAGAGGAGAUGUGAGGCGCGGACAGAGGGGAGUCCUGUCCGGAAGUUGCAUCGCCCGCGGCAGCCGACGCUCCCACCGUUCCUCCACGACUGCGGGCCACCGCCGCCAACAUAACCGUAUUAUUCUAAGUCAGCAGUCCACUAAUACAUUGUAGCUCGACAUUUUGGCACCAGCCCCUAAAACGUUCCCACCACCACCCCUGCUGCGACAAAGCACUACGCUCCUUACGACAGCGUACGACGCCGAGCCUGACAGAGACGCCGAGCCUGACAGGGACGCCGAGCCUGACAGGGACGCUGAGUCUGACGGGAACGCCUCGUGCGGUAGAACCGCGCGGGCCAAUCGCGCUGCUCCCGGGCGAUGACGUAGGCUGCGCCUGUGCAUGCGCAGGGCGGGGAGACCUUGGCGAAGCGGCGGAGGCGUCCAGCGGAGGUGAAAGCAUUGGCGGAAAGGAAAAUACAGCGGAAAAAUGCAGAGCUGGAGUCGUGUGUACUGCUCCUUGGCCAAGAGAGGCCAUUUCAAUCGAAUAUCUCAUGGCCUACAGGGACUUUCUGCAGUGCCUCUGAGAACUUAUGCAGAUCAGCCAAUUGAUGCUGAUGUAACAGUUAUAGGUUCUGGUCCUGGAGGAUAUGUUGCUGCUAUUAAAGCUGCCCAGUUAGGCUUCAAGACAGUCUGCGUUGAGAAAAAUGAAACACUUGGUGGAACGUGCUUGAAUGUUGGUUGUAUUCCUUCUAAGGCUUUGUUGAACAACUCUCAUUAUUACCAUAUGGCCCAUGGAAAAGAUUUUGCAUCUAGAGGAAUUGAAAUGUCCGAAGUUCGCUUGAAUUUAGACAAGAUGAUGGAGCAGAAGAGUACUGCAGUAAAAGCUUUAACAGGUGGAAUUGCCCACUUAUUCAAACAGAAUAAGGUUGUUCAUGUCAAUGGAUAUGGAAAGAUAACUGGCAAAAAUCAAGUCACUGCUACGAAAGCUGAUGGCGGCACUCAGGUUAUUGAUACAAAGAACAUUCUUAUAGCCACGGGUUCAGAAGUUACUCCUUUUCCUGGAAUCAUGAUUGAUGAAGAUACAAUAGUGUCAUCUACAGGUGCUUUAUCUUUAAAAAAAGUCCCAGAAAAGAUGGUUGUUAUUGGUGCAGGAGUAAUAGGUGUAGAAUUGGGUUCAGUUUGGCAAAGACUUGGUGCAGAUGUGACAGCAGUUGAAUUUUUAGGUCAUGUAGGUGGAGUUGGAAUUGAUAUGGAGAUAUCUAAAAACUUUCAACGCAUCCUUCAAAAACAGGGGUUUAAAUUUAAAUUGAAUACAAAGGUUACUGGUGCUACCAAGAAGUCAGAUGGAAAAAUUGAUGUUUCUAUUGAAGCUGCUUCUGGUGGUAAAGCUGAAGUUAUCACUUGUGAUGUACUCUUGGUUUGCAUUGGCCGACGACCCUUUACUAAGAAUUUGGGACUAGAAGAGCUGGGAAUUGAACUAGAUCCCAGAGGUAGAAUUCCAGUCAAUACCAGAUUUCAAACUAAAAUUCCAAAUAUUUAUGCCAUUGGUGAUGUAGUUGCUGGUCCAAUGCUGGCUCACAAAGCAGAGGAUGAAGGCAUUAUCUGUGUUGAAGGAAUGGCUGGUGGUGCUGUGCACAUUGACUACAACUGUGUGCCAUCAGUGAUUUACACACACCCUGAAGUUGCUUGGGUUGGCAAAUCAGAAGAGCAGUUGAAAGAAGAGGGUAUUGAGUACAAAGUUGGGAAAUUCCCAUUUGCUGCUAACAGCAGAGCUAAGACAAAUGCUGACACAGAUGGCAUGGUGAAGAUCCUUGGGCAGAAAUCGACAGACAGAGUACUGGGAGCACAUAUUCUCGGACCAGGUGCUGGAGAAAUGGUAAAUGAAGCUGCUCUUGCUUUGGAAUAUGGAGCAUCCUGUGAAGAUAUAGCUAGAGUCUGUCAUGCACAUCCGACCUUAUCAGAAGCUUUUAGAGAAGCAAAUCUUGCUGCAUCAUUUGGCAAAUCAAUCAACUUUUGAAUUAGAAGAUUAUAUAUAUUUUUUUCUGAAAUUUCCUGGGAGCUUUUGUAGAAGUCACAUUCCUGAACAGGAUAUUCUCACAGCUCCAAGAAUUUCUAGGACUGAAUUAUGAAACUUUUGGAAGGUAUUUAAUAGGUUUGGACAGAAUGGAAUACUCUUAUAUCUAUAUUUUACAUAAAUUUAGUAUUUUGUUUCAGUGCACUAAUAUGUAAGACAAAAAGCUACUUAUUGUAGCAUCCUGGAAUAUCUCUGUCAACUCAUAUUUUCAUGCUGUUCAUGAAAGAUUCAAUGCCCCUGAAUUUAAAUAGCUUUUUUCUCUGAUACAGAAAAGUUGAAUUUUACACGGAUGGAGCUAGAAUUUGAUAUGUGAACAGUUGUGUUUGAAGCAAAGUGAUCAAGUUAUUUUUAAUUUGGUUUUCACAUUGGAAACAAGUCAGUCAUUCAAAUAUGAUUCAAAUGUCUAUAAACUGAACUGAUGUAAGUAAAUGGUCUCUCACUUGUUUUAUUUAACCUCUAAAUUCUUUCAGUUUAGGGGUAGAAUUUGUGUUUAAGAGGUUUUUAAGGUUCCAUUGUUGUCUACAACUCUGAAGGGUAAUUAUAUAGUUACCCAAAUUAAGAGAGUCUAUUUACAGAACUCAAAUAUGUGGGGAUUCAAAUGUAUUACAGUGGGGAAUGAAGAUACUGAAAUAAAUAUCUUAAAUAUUCA
Messenger RNA from Pongo pygmaeus (Bornean orangutan), 5512 nucleotides. It is a transcript of the gene DLD, whose product is annotated as dihydrolipoamide dehydrogenase. Lineage: Eukaryota; Metazoa; Chordata; Mammalia; Primates; Hominidae. Bases 3277 to 4806 code for a protein of 509 amino acids. The record is from RefSeq and is a predicted model, not a curated record. The transcript has 15 exons. Gene Ontology annotation, biological process: 2-oxoglutarate metabolic process; pyruvate metabolic process. Gene Ontology annotation, molecular function: flavin adenine dinucleotide binding; dihydrolipoyl dehydrogenase (NADH) activity. Gene Ontology annotation, cellular component: mitochondrion; oxoglutarate dehydrogenase complex.